Zychaea mexicana is the source of this 623-nucleotide messenger RNA. RefSeq lists its product as uncharacterized. Bases 111 to 590 code for a protein of 159 amino acids. The transcript has a single exon. Lineage: Eukaryota; Fungi; Mucoromycota; Mucoromycetes; Mucorales; Lichtheimiaceae. The record is from RefSeq and is a predicted model, not a curated record.
UUGCUACCAUUGAAGCAUCUUUCGGGUAGAAUAUAUCCACCUCAACCUGGCUAAUAGCUUUCCAAGUCAAGGAUUCACACAACACUUUGCGCUUCAUAAAGUUUGUGUAAAUGGAACUGGAGAAGAAAAAAAAUGGGAGGGGUGGGGGGUUUUUUGGUAUUCUUAUCCAGACAAUUUUUUGCCGUCACGCUCGGGUCUUCAAUGAAAUCCAUCAUGUUGAUUGGCUCUCAUUUGUAAGGCUCUGGUUGGCUCAUUUUAUGGACCGCUUAUAUCAUAUGACGCAACUUGACCCAAAAGCAAAGGGAAGGCGAAGGAGAUGUGUAAGUGAUAGUCGUCGUGAAGAAGUCAAAUACGCUACAGCAGCAGUGAUCGACAUGCUAUGUAUGUUUCACCAUGCCGAUGUACCCUCCGAUACUGUCGCCGCUUAUUUUGGAAAGAAGUGUCAGUACACGCACCCGGCCUCCGCGUCAAAUACAGGUACAUUUCGAAUAUCAACUUGUUCAAUGAGUACGCAAGAAAAAAAGAAGAUGCGACUGAACAACUCGAUUAGAAAUGACAAGGAAGAAAGACAGAAUGCCAACGAUGAUUAAGAACGACGGAUGAGUGCUCGUGUGCGAUCUGGG